Molecule: messenger RNA, 1638 nt
Organism: Ctenocephalides felis (cat flea)
Lineage: Eukaryota; Metazoa; Arthropoda; Insecta; Siphonaptera; Pulicidae
Product: nedd8-activating enzyme E1 regulatory subunit-like
Exons: 11
Coding region: 70-1638 (522 amino acids)
Biological process (GO): DNA damage response; protein ubiquitination; ubiquitin-dependent protein catabolic process
Cellular component (GO): nucleus; cytoplasm
Molecular function (GO): ubiquitin activating enzyme activity; NEDD8 activating enzyme activity
Source: RefSeq, a predicted model, not a curated record
CGUGUUUGACAGUUCCUAAUUUUCGUUGAUACUUACCUUUACAAUUAUAUUAAAAACUUUUUUAAUGAAAUGUCCUCACCUGCUCCGAAAUCACCAGAAAUGUCUGAAAAAAGCAAAAAAUAUGAUCGUCAAAUACGGCUGUGGGGCGAAAAUGGUCAAUCAUUAUUGGAACAAGCUCAGAUAUGUGUAAUAAAUGCCACUGCUCUGGGAAGUGAAAUUCUGAAAGGCCUAAUUCUACCCGGUGUUGGUGGAUUUACUAUUGUAGAUGAGAAAACAGUCACUGAGGAAGACGUUGGAUGCAAUUUUUUCCUGGAAUUAAAUUGUGUUGGGCAAUCUAGAGCUCAGGCUUGUGCAAGGGGACUACUCGAACUAAAUCCUGACGUAAGAGGAGAUUAUGUUGAUGAAAGCCCUGAACAGUUGUUAGAAAAAAAUCCAGACUUUUUCAAAAACUUCAAAGUUGUAGUAGCCACAUCUUUAUCAGAAAAAACGACCAUUCAAUUAUCAAAUCAUCUAUGGGAGUUAAAUGUACCAUUAAUAGUCUGUCGAAGUAUUGGUUUUAUGGGUUCAUUGAGAAUUCAAAUCAAAGAGCUUACAGUUGUAGAAUCACAUCCAGACAACAAAUCUUCUGAUUUGCGUCUUGUAGAACCUUUCCCAGCAUUAGAGAAGCAUUUUCAGAGAACAGAAUUAUCCUCAAAAACUCCUUGGAUAGAAAUUCUGUACCAUUACUUACAAAUAUGGCGCAAAUCAAAUGAAGGUCGAAUUCCUAAAACAUAUAAGGAAAAAACAGAAUUGAAGGACUUAAUUAAAGCAGGUAUGACUGCAGAUGAAGAAAAUUACGAAGAGGCCAUACGUGCAGUCAACUCGAAUCUUGGAGGUGGAAAGGCAACAAGUGAUAUUAGAAAAAUAUUAGAUGAUGAUAGCUGUUUAAAUCUAUCUCGAAAUUCAACUCCAUUUUGGGUGAUGGCUCAUGCUGUUAGAAAGUUUGAAUUAAAAGAAGGAAAUGGAUGGUUACCAGUUGAAGGCGUUAUUCCAGAUAUGACUGCUGACACUAAAUCAUACAUCGCAUUGCAACAAGUAUAUAAGAACCAAUUCAAUCAUGACGUUGAAAUUGUAAUGAAAUAUGUGCAAGAUUUGAUUCAAGAAUUAGAUUUACCUUAUGAUUACGUUAGUGAGCAAGAUAUAAAAAUAUUCUGCAGAAAUGCUAAUUCAUUACAUUUGGUGCGUGGCACUAAAAUAUCAGAUGAAUAUGACAAAUCAACUAUAGCAAAUAUUGUUGCAUCAGGACUCGAAAAUCCAAGUAGUUUGAUGGAACACUAUGUGACACUGAGGGCUACUGAGAGAUUUUUAAUGGAAUAUGGUGUGCUUCCUGGAGAAUGUCAGAUGGAACCUGAUGCAGCCCGUCUAAAGUCUUGUGUUUCAAAACUGAUAUCUGAUUGGGGUUGUUCAGCUAUACCUCGAGAAGACUUGUCCCAUGAACUGUGUCGAUAUGGAGGAUCUGAAAUACAUAGUGUUUCUGCAUUUAUAGGAGGAUGUGUUACACAAGAAGUUAUUAAAAUUGUUACAAGGCAGUUUAAACCUUUACAUAAUACUUUUAUAUAUGAUGCUAUAACUUCUUCAACUGAAACAUUAAUAUUAUAA